Molecule: messenger RNA, 1257 nt
Organism: Owenia fusiformis
Lineage: Eukaryota; Metazoa; Annelida; Polychaeta; Sabellida; Oweniidae
Source: the annotation of a GenBank genome assembly
CAGGCACAACAUGGACCCAGGAGAUAGUUUGGCUCAUACACAAUAAUGGAGACAUUGAGGCCGCAAAGAAAACACCUUUAUUCAUGAGAUUCCCAUUCAUGGAUUUCAAACAAGAAUUUAACGCAAUCAAGACCAUGUCAAGCCCUCGACUUAUCAAGACACAUCUAAAUUACCCAGCAUUCUCAGCAAUGUAUGAUUCUAAUCAAACUGAUCGCCCAAAGAUUAUCUAUGUCGUAAGAAACCCAAAAGAUGUUGCUGUAUCAUACUACAACUUUUACAAAAUGAACACGAGUUUAGGCAGUUUUACUGGCCCAUUCAGUGAAUUCUUGAGCAUGUUUAUGGAAGGUUACGUCUGCAUUGGAGACUACUUCAAAAAUGUCUUAGGCUGGUACGAGGCAUCCACCAAGGAUGAUCAUAUAUUGUUGAUCAAGUAUGAAGACCUCAAAAAAUCCCCCUUGGAGCAGAUCAAGCAAAUUGCAGGCUUCCUCGAGAAAGAUCUUGGUGAUGACGUCCUUAAGGCAAUAUGCGACCAUGUGUCUUUUGCAAAUAUGAAGGCCAACCCGAUGGUGAACUAUGAGGGGUUCCCAAUAAUGAAUCAUGAUAUUUCACCAUUUAUGAGGAAGGGGGAGAUUGGGGACUGGAAGAACUACUUCACAACUGAAGAAGAUGCUGCAUUUAUGAAAUUGUACCGGGAGAAAAUGAAAGACAGAAGUCUCACAUUUGACUUUGAAUAAAACAUAAUAUUUCCAAUGAGUGGAUUUUACAAUUACAUAUAUAUUAGAUAGUAGAUGGGACAGAGGCAAGUUGAUAGUAAGCUUUGGAAACAAAUGUCACAAUUGUACAAUAUUUUUUGCUUUUUUAUUAUUCCAUAUCAUGUUUUUUCCUAAAAUGUCCAACGCUUCUCACUUUAUUUCAGCAUAACCCUUUAAUUUUUAAUAUUCUCUGGCAAAGAAGUGAAACAUUUAUUGAAAAAGUAUACUUAUAUAUACAUAGACUAAUUAUUCCAGUUAUAAAGUGAAAACAUACCCAUGAAAGGAGGAGUCUCUGUUUUGGUUGAUCGACUGGCCUUAUAAGAAAAUACUGUUUGCGGAGGCGCCAACCUAUAUCAGGGAGAGGCUCGACAACCUCCCAACGUGGCUCUGAGCGAAAAAACAUAGACACAUGCUGGAGUGCCGCCUCUGAAAUGUAUACAUGGAAAUCAAAUAUAUAUUUUUAUAGCUUAGCUAAAUCCGUUAUUUUAUACAUACAUGUAAAUAU